Xenopus tropicalis (tropical clawed frog) is the source of this 2698-nucleotide messenger RNA. RefSeq names its product apoptosis-inducing factor 3. Gene Ontology annotation, molecular function: 2 iron, 2 sulfur cluster binding; oxidoreductase activity. The transcript has 20 exons. The record is from RefSeq and is a predicted model, not a curated record. Lineage: Eukaryota; Metazoa; Chordata; Amphibia; Anura; Pipidae. Bases 301 to 1893 code for a protein of 530 amino acids.
GUAGGCAGAUCUGGCAGCAGUAGAUACUGAUGUCGGCUGCUGUGUGAAGGAAAGCCGGCUGCUGUGUGAAGGAAAGCCGCAGCUUGUCUCAGCCUUGGGAUAAGUACUAGAUCCCUGAGGUGCUUCGAUCAGCAGCCCAUUACCUAAGCACAGGGUGGACCGACAACAUUGAAUAUUGCAGCUUCUUUGCCAAGAGUUUGCAUCCUGUGACUUAUGCAGAGUGUGUUGGUGCAUCUGGUCGAAUUUGUACUUUGCCCUGCUAGAUCUAUAUUAUAAGUCGCUCACAAAGAAAAGUACAACAUGAGUGGGACUGAGAGAAUCACCCAGGAGCUGUGUGAAGAGUCAGAACUGAAUGAAGGAGAGAUGCGUGAGUUUGAUGUUCAAGGUCAGACUAUCCUUCUAGUAAAGAGUAAUGGAGUUUUCACUGCAGUCGGCAGCAAGUGUACACACUAUGGCGCACCUUUGAGUAAAGGAGUCCUGUCAGGCAAUAGGAUCCGCUGUCCCUGGCAUGGAGCUUGUUUCAAUAUUGAGACUGGGGAUAUUGAGGAAUAUCCAGGACUGGACAGUCUUCCUUGCUUUGAGGUGACCGUAGAGAAUGGCAAAGUGCUACUUAAUGCCAACAGGAAGGCUCUUGAGAAUCCCAAGAGAGUGAAGGAAAUGAGCAGACACUACAAUGGGGACAGAACUAACAUAGUCCUAAUAGGAUCAGGGCCAGCAGCACUGGUUUGUGCAGAAACACUUCGCCAAGAAGGUUACAAAGGAAGAAUUGUCAUGGUGACUAGAGAGAAACAUCUACCGUAUGAUAGAACAAAGCUUAGCAAGGCAAUGAAUGUAAAAGCCAAAGAUAUUUACUUACGUUCGGAGGAUUUUUUCUCAUCUUAUGACAUCGAAGUCUGGACUGAGAAAGAGGUGGUUUCUAUCAAUACUGACGAAGGCAAAGUCAAGUUUAGAGAUAAUUCAACCCUUCAGUACAGCCAACUUCUAAUUGCUACGGGCAGCAGGCCUAGAGAGCUUACUUGCCCUGGCUCCAGUUUACAGAAUGUUUUCCUGCUACGUAGUCCUGAUGAUGCCAAUGCGAUCAGCGAAGCAGCCAUUGGGAAGAAUGUGGUUAUAAUGGGCACUUCAUUUAUUGGGAUGGAGGUUGCAGCAUUUCUCUCUGACAAAGCAAGCUCUGUGUCUGUAAUUGGGAGAUCUGAAUUCCCUUUCCAGGCUGUACUAGGACCCAAAGUUGGAGAAGUGGCCAUGAAGCUUUUACAGGAGAAAGGAGUGAGUUUCUACUCAAGAACAGAAGCCAGAGAAAUCAGAGGAGAAAAUGGACAGGUGAGAGAGGUGGUCUUGAGAAAUGGCAGCAAACUUCCUGCUGAUGUGGUUGUAGCUGGCAUCGGGGUCACCCCAGCAUCUAACUUCCUGAAAGGCAGCAGAAUUGCCGUUGAUACCAGAGGAGCCAUCUUUGUUGAUCAGUUCAUGCGCACCAGUGUCCCAGAUGUCUAUGCAGCAGGAGAUGUUGUUUCUUUCCCACUUUCCAUAAUGGAAGGCCACAGAGUUAAUAUUGGUCAUUGGCAGAUGGCACAUUCCCACGGUCGUAUAGCGGCGCUGAACAUGCUAAAUAAGCAGGUACCAGUCGACUCUGUGCCUUUCUUCUGGACUUCACUGCUAGGAAAAAGCCUCCGCUACACAGGUUACGGGGAAGGUUACACAUCAAUUGAACUGAAAGGAAAUCUAGAGGAAUUGAAGUUCCUGGCCUUUUAUAUCAAGGAUGAUUAUGUUGUUGCAGUGUCCAGCAUGAACUAUGACCCUGUUGUGGCACAAGUAGCAGAAGUCAUGAGCUCUGGUCGGAGAAUUACCAAAAAUGAAGUGCUGGAAGAAGAUUUUUUGAGUCUGAUAGCCAAAUAAAACCUUCCAGGAGGACCCACAUGUAUAUCUGAAGAGUUAACAAACAAAGAGGAGAUCCUAUAUUGGCACCUGGAGUUCCUAUGCCUAAUAUAGUCAAUUUACAUAAAGGGGAAGCAAUGGUAAAAUGACUGGGGGUGUGCCAAGCUGUUAGAUCUUCUUUAAAGAGUACCUCAGCCUGGUGUAGUGUUUGGAAGAGUAGAAAAGAGGCAGCGCAUCGCUUAGUAGCUGACCCCCCAUCUGGCUUGGGUGGGCACAUGCAUAGUAGAGUUUUCUGCACUGCUCAUGUGCUUUACUAGAACUGGUGCAGGGGACACGUGGGAGGACAAAAGACCCCAGACCACCCCAAGCUGGUGCAUAACAACUUGGUACUACUCCAGUCAUUUUAUCUUUCCAUCUCUAUUAACAAGUUUGGCUGAGUUAUGUUUUACUAUGUUUUGUAGAUACAUUGAGAUGAUUAAAAGAAACAGCAAAAUGGUGCACAAAGUUUUAUAUAAAGUUUUAAUUAUACAAAUGAGCAGAACACAUUUUAAACACAAUUUGUAUACCACCAUUCUGAUGUGUUAUAUUUUAUUGUGCUCCUAUAAACUAGCUGGCUGUAGCAAACUGUUGAACAGUAUCACAGUCCCGCAAUAUGACUACAGUAGUCAAAUGAAAAAUGCUGGGAAAAACAGAUUGUAUUACAUAAAAUCUCCUACACAAAGAUUAUUUUCAUCUUUACCAUAUAUUUUAGGUGCCAUGCAAAUGUCACCUAAAAAAUGUCCUGACUAGCAAUAUUUACAAUCAUGUUCCUGCUCAAACCUGCUUG